CGCUCCCGUCUGGAGAGAUCCGCAUCCAUAUAAUGCACCGCGCAAUGUAGCAAAUCCCACAGUAGGCAACUAACUUUACUACAGUUCGGAACAAUGAGGAAAUUCUUGAUUUUUGUGGCCUUGUGGGCAGUUUGCUGUGCAGCUCCUACGGAGCAUCCGCCUAAUGUCUCACAGAAACCUCACAGCAUUGUGGCGCUCGGAUUACUGCAGCACGAUGGUAACCUCCAUCACUCAAGUGGUCUCGACCGGCCCAGUCCGAUUAAUCCAGAAGUAGUUAGCGAUCCAAAGCCUGCCUCAAUCGUAAUUGCCCAUGAUGAGCCACAAAAGAGCGCUCGUCAUGCUCGUGACAUACCCGUGCCGACACAGGUGAAGACCACAAGCGCUCCCAAAGAGGAAAAGGAAAAGGAGAAGCCCCAGGUGGAGGAAACUAGCACCAGCAGACCAGACGGUCCACUGCGUCAUCGUCCAGUGCCCGUUGCAGAGCUCUUCAGCAAACCCAAGUCCCAACCCGCCGCCAGCUCUGCUGAGAAUAAGGAAAGCAAGGAGAGCGAUGAAAGCAAGGAGGGCAAGGUCUAAGUCACGAUGCCCGUUCGACCCGCUGAAUUUAUAUGCAAGCCCGCUAAUUGGCUCGUCAUGUUACGAAUGGAAGCAAACAACUCAAGAAAUAUAAAUAAAUA
This is a messenger RNA of Drosophila navojoa, 677 nucleotides long. RefSeq lists its product as uncharacterized. The record is from RefSeq and is a predicted model, not a curated record. NCBI's taxonomy places the organism in Eukaryota, Metazoa, Arthropoda, Insecta, Diptera, Drosophilidae.